AUGGAGACAACUAAGAAACUCUCUGUCCUCUUCUGCUUCUCUUCUCUCUUCUGUCUCUUAUUCACCACUAAACAAGCUAUCUCCGAAUCCGCCCACAUGGCGACUGUCUGCACCAAAUCAUCCGGAAACACCACUCGCAACACAACUUACAACACAAAUCUCAAAACUCUUCUCUCCACUCUUAGCAACCAAUCAUCAUUCGCUAACUACUACAAUCUCACGACCGGUCUAGCUUCAGACACAGUCCAUGGAAUGUUCUUGUGCACAGGAGACGUCAACAGAACAACCUGCAACGCUUGCGUCGAGAAAGCAACAAUCGAGAUUUCCAAAAACUGUACUAACCAUCGAGAAGCAAUUAUUUACUCUGUAGAUUGUUUGGUUCGAUACUCAGAUAAGUUCUUUCUCUCGACCCUAGAGACAAAGCCUAGUUAUUGGUGGUCGUCUGGCGAUUUAAUACCCAAAUCAUUUGGUAAUUUUGGGCAGAGAUUGUCUGACAGAAUAAUGGGAGAAGUUACCGUUAGAUCAUCUUUGAUGUCUUCAUCGUUUACGCCAUAUUAUCUAAUGGAUACAACUAGGGUCGAUGAACAGUAUGAUCUUGAGUCUAUUGUUCAGUGUAGUCCUCAUUUGGAUCCAAAAAACUGCACCACAUGUCUGAAACUUGCGUUCCAAAAACUAACUCAGUGCUGUGGUGAUAAGCUUUGGGCUUUCAUCUUCACUCCCAAAUGUAUGGUGAGUUUUGAUACCUACACUUCAUCAUUGCCGCCGCUUCCACCGCCAAAUCGCAGCGGUUCCUUAUCGAUUAGAGAAAAUAAGAAAAUACUUGGGGGAAUGGUUCUUGCUGUGGCCGUUUCGGUGUUUGCACUUAUGGGUUUAUGAUCAGAUUUACGAUUACUAUAUUAAGAAAAAGGUUUGGUUUGAGUUUCGAGUUGGAUUUUUUUAAGCGCAAUACAAAAAUUAUUAUCAUUAUUAUUAUUAUUAUUAUUAUUUU
Molecule: messenger RNA, 988 nt
Organism: Camelina sativa (false flax)
Lineage: Eukaryota; Viridiplantae; Streptophyta; Magnoliopsida; Brassicales; Brassicaceae
Product: cysteine-rich repeat secretory protein 58-like
Source: RefSeq, a predicted model, not a curated record